Molecule: messenger RNA, 1299 nt
Organism: Trifolium pratense (red clover)
Lineage: Eukaryota; Viridiplantae; Streptophyta; Magnoliopsida; Fabales; Fabaceae
Product: extensin-2-like
Exons: 2
Coding region: 39-974 (311 amino acids)
Biological process (GO): plant-type cell wall organization
Molecular function (GO): structural constituent of cell wall
Source: RefSeq, a predicted model, not a curated record
CUUUCAUUAUAGCACUACCAAAACCCAUUUGGGAAAACAUGGGUUCUCAAAUGGCCUCUAUUACUCUCACUAUUGCAUUGGCAAUAAUCACUCUUUGCUUGCCAUCCCAAAUUUCAGCAAACAACUAUAUCUAUUCAUCCCCACCACCACCACCUAAGCCUUACUACUACCACUCUCCACCACCUCCGGUUCACUCACCUCCUCCUCCUUACCAUUACAGUUCACCACCACCACCACCAAAGAAGCCAUACAAAUACGCUUCUCCUCCACCACCAGUUUACAAAUACAAGUCACCACCUCCACCUGUGUACAAGUAUCCUUCUCCUCCACCGCCCGUUUAUAAGUACAAGUCACCUCCUCCACCGGUGUACAAGUACAAAUCACCACCACCACCACCUAAGAAGCCAUAUAAAUACCCAUCUCCACCACCACCAGUUUACAAGUACAAGUCACCUCCUCCACCAGUAUACAAGUACAAAUCCCCUCCACCGCCAGUUUACAAGUAUAAGUCACCUCCUCCACCAGUAUAUAAGUACAAAUCUCCUCCACCUCCACCAAAGAAACCAUAUAAGUACCCAUCUCCACCUCCACCCGUUUACAAAUACAAUUCACCUCCUCCUCCCUACAAGUAUCCAUCUCCUCCUCCACCUCCGUACAAGUACCCUUCACCACCACCCCCAGUUUAUAAGUACAAGUCACCUCCUCCACCGGUAUACAAAUACAAAUCGCCACCACCACCGGCCAAGAAGCCAUAUAAAUAUCCAUCACCUCCACCACCAGUUUACAAAUAUAAGUCUCCUCCUCCACCCGUCUACUCGCCACCUCCACCAGUUUACAAGUAUAAAUCUCCACCUCCACCAGUUUACUCACCACCUCCGCCACACUAUGUCUACUCUUCACCUCCUCCACCGGUCUACUCCCCUCCUCCACCACAUUACAUCUAUGCAUCACCUCCUCCUCCUUACCACUUCUAGACAGUGGUUUCCCAUUGUAUCUCAUGGAUUUGAGGAAUAUUGGAAAUAAAAGAGAACAUAGUGCAAAGCAGGGAAGAUGCAUUUCACAAUAAUAGAAGGAAAAAAAAAGGGAAGCAAAGUUUUCCACCACGUAUUUCUCUCAAGAAAAGUCACUUUUUUUUUCUUAUUUGUUUUGUUAUAUAUGUAUUAUAUAUUGUCAUUAUUAGUAUGCUUGGAUUUUGAAUUUAGAUUGUAAGGCACUGUGUGCAAUUUCAUAAAUGCAUUUUGUUUUGAACCUACUUUGUUAAGGGGUUUCGAAGAAAAUAAAAUUUGAAUAUAAUUUCUA